GUCAUAAAUUCUGUCAAUGUUUUCCAGUUGUGUAUUUGUGAUCGGUUGGAAUUGCAAUUUGUAAUCUGUUGAUGGGGGGAAAAUCUGAUCAAAAACAUAUGAGUAUUUUAUCAGUAUUAACACAUUCGAGGAUAAAUAAAUAUGACAUCUAUAUUCGAUCAAUACGAGCAAGCCUCACAGGUGUCGCAGCGAAGUAAACCCGUAUCAGAAGCAAUGACAUCCUCUGGUUACAUUACGAUGCAAAUGGAAGACAAUACUCCAAUGUUUUCUAAACAAAAAAUGAAUUUUAAUCCGUCGGACACCAUAACACAUGUUUCUGUGGCAAAUGAUUACUUAGUACUGGCUAUGGCUAAUGGGAAACUGUUCAGACUGGACUUGAAACAACCUGAUAAACACGAAGAAAUUGAAUACACAAAAUUCCACCCAAAUGCAAAACUUACUGGCAUAUUUUUGGACCCCCUUGGCUACCAUCUUCUUCUCGCUUUCAUUGCUAGGAACAAGGAUGGUUACCCUGAACUUGUCUAUUUGCACCGAAAGAGUUCAAAAUUGAAAUCGGUCAGUAAAUCCAGAAACUAUGAGGUCACUGAAGUAGGAUGGAAUUAUGAAAAUCUGUCUGAGAACAGUACUGGGCCUAUAUUGUUGGGAACAUCACAAGGUCAUAUACUGGAAACUGAACUGGAAGCAGACAGUGACAGGAUGUUUACUGUCAACCAACAGUAUUGGAGACAGAUAUUUGAUAUAGGACGUGGAACUGAUAUACCUAUCACAGGUAUUCAAUUCCACAGAGUGGGAACUUCGAACAAGUUCUUCAUUUUCAUCACAACCCCUACCAGAUUAUACCAGUUUAUCGGUAACGCAGUAACCACAGAUGGCAAGCCAUCCCUUCAGUCAAUAUUUUAUCCAUAUCUCACUACACCUGAAACUGGUUUUCAAGAAAUUCCAUCCACAUUAAAGUAUUCUAGAUUGCAGUUCUAUUUUGACAAAAAUAAUAUACCAAAGACUUUCGCUUGGCUGACAGAACCCGGUGUGUUCUAUGGACAGUUAGAUCCUACUUCACAACAAAAUUCCAAUUCCUUAUUCACACAAGGGGAAUUAAUAAACUAUCCACCGGAUUCUGAACCGAAAACUGAAGCACCUUUGGCUUUUGUGCUGACUGAGUUUCAUGUGCUCCUUAUGUACUCGGAUAAGGUGAAAGCCAUAUCACUGCUCAACCAGGAACUAGUUUACGAAGACACGUAUUCAGUGUCCCAUGGGAAAUUGAAGAACAUCAUUAAAGAUCCCAAGAGGAGAACUAUCUGGGCUGUUACAGAUAAAGCUGUGUUUCGGUACAAGGUGGUUAGAGAAGAGAGGAACGUUUGGAGGAUUUACUGCGACCGCGAACAAUUCAACUUGGCUAAAGAGUACUGCCACCACAAUCCUGCUUUCGUCGACGUUAUUAACGUGAAACACGCUGAACUGUUGUAUUCCAAAGGAGACUACGAAGGGAGCGCCAGAAUUUAUGCCGAAUCUAAAAGUAGUUUCGAAACUGUAUGUCUUAAGUUCUUAGAGAAAGAGCAAAUAAAUGCACUCAAAGUUUACUUAAGCAGUCGUUUAGAAGCCCUAGAAGAGGAGGACAAGACAUUGAUUUCGAUGAUAGUGAUCUGGAUGACCGAGUUGUAUUUGUCACAGUUGGGGCUACUCAGGAGAUCAGGCAAAACUAAUUCGGAACAGUACCAUCAGAUACAAAGUGACUUCGAAGUGUUCUUAUUGCAUCCUAAAGUCUCGAAGUGCAUGCAGUACGUGAAGUCCGUAAUUUACGACCUGAUGUCAUCACACGGCGACAAGCAGAAUCUUAUCAAGCUGACUCUGAUCAAUGAGGACUACGAAAACGUCGUAGCUCAACACAUUUACAAGAAAUCCUAUUUGGAGGCUUUGAAUAUGCUGCAAACUUUGAAGAAACCUGAUCUAUUCUACCAGUUCGCUCCCGUAUUAAUCGAGGAAACUCCUAAGCACACCGUGAACACGUUGAUAUCUCAAGGGGCUAAAUUGAAUCCAGCGAAACUUUUGCCGGCUUUUCUGUCGUGCGAAACAGACGAAACACACGUAACCGAAAUCAUAAGGUAUUUGGAGUUCAUGCACCAGAACUUCAACGUGAAAGACAAGGCUAUCCACAACUAUCUGUUGACUCUUUACGUGGAACAUGACAACGAUGCCCUGAUGAGAUAUUUGGAGCGGCAGGGGUCUGACGUGACGAUGGUCAACUACGACGUGCAUUAUGCAUUGAGGUUGUGCCGUGAGAAGAAGCUGUCGUCGGCGUGCGUGAAGCUGUCCGCGCUGCUGGAGCUGUGGGAGGCGGCGGUGGAGCUCGCGCUGCAGGUGGACCUGGCGCUGGCCAAGAGCGUGGCCGACAUGACGCGCGACGCCGAGACGCAGCGCAGUCUGUGGCUCUACAUAGCGGAGCACGUCAUCACCAAAAAUCAAGAUCUGAAGGAAGCCAUGAGCUUCCUCAAAGAGUGUCCGCUGAUUAAAAUUGAAGAUAUCCUGCCGUUCUUCAGUGACGUCGUCACCAUCGACCAUUUCAGGGAGCCCAUCUGCCAGUCGCUCGAGGAGUAUAAUAAUCAAAUAGAAGAAUUGAAAGCUGAAAUGGAAGACGCAACAAAGUCCGCUGAAUAUGUGCGCGGCGAGAUAGCCUCGUUCCGCGGUCGCGCGGCGGUGGUGGGCGCGGGCGCGGCGUGCGCGCAGUGCGGCAUCGCGCUGCUGCUGCGCCCCUUCUACCUGUUCCCGUGCGGCCACCGCCUGCACGCCGACUGCCUGCUGGCCGAGGUGCAGCCCGCGCUAGGUCCAGCUCGCCGCAACAAGCUGGCAGAUCUCCAGCGGCAGUUGUCGGUUCUAUCCAACAUCGAGCUGUCCACCGCCACGUCCAGCGGCCUGCCGCUCAGGGAGGUGUUACGUAACGAAUUAGACGACAUCGUCGCCACCGAGUGUAUCUUCUGCGGAGAGUACAUGAUCAGCUGUAUCGACAAACCUUUUAUACCCGAUGAAGAUUGGGACAGAGUUAUGAAGGAGUGGGAGUAAUGAAACCAGAAGAACAAGGGCACUAGUGAAUGUAGACUAAUAAUUAUCUUAUCAGAUCAGUUGCAUAUUGUCAGAUCAGAAUGGUAUUAUCUGACAAAAAUGACCAUAAAAGGAGGCUAGUUUUAGAUGGAAAAAUGAAAAUUACUUUUAUUUAUAAAACAUAGAACAAAUAAGACUAAUGAGAAUUUAAGUAGGUAAGCCAUCUAUUUUGCCAUCACCUAUUUUAUUACUUAUAAUAUUACAUAGUUUUUAUUACUUGACUGUAAUUUUGUCUGUACGUAAUGUAUCUCAUUAUUAUUUUUAAUUAAGCAUGCAUAUUAUGUAAUGGCAUAAGUAGCUUCUGUGAUAUCAUUUUUAUGUAAAAAAAUAUAAUUUUUAGUUAAAUGUAUGUAUGAAAACUGAAUAAAUUAUUCUAUUA
Diatraea saccharalis (sugarcane borer) is the source of this 3472-nucleotide messenger RNA. The record is from the annotation of a GenBank genome assembly. Lineage: Eukaryota; Metazoa; Arthropoda; Insecta; Lepidoptera; Crambidae.